This is a messenger RNA of Cooperia oncophora, 372 nucleotides long. The record is from the annotation of a GenBank genome assembly. Lineage: Eukaryota; Metazoa; Nematoda; Chromadorea; Rhabditida; Trichostrongylidae.
AUGGCGACAUCCGGCUCAACGUCUGGGAUAUUGGCGGACAACGAUCAAUACGACCGUUUUGGAGUAAUUACUUUGAAAAUACUGAUGCGCUCAUCUAUGUUAAUUGAUUCAAGUGAUCGACGACGUUUCGAUGAGACCAGCGUGGAGCUGAUGGAACUACUGGAUGAGGAGAAACUGAGCCGUGUGCCAGUGUUGAUAUUCGCCAACAAGCAAGAUUUGGUAUCGUCUGCUCCGGCGUCAGAAAUUUCAAAGCGUUUGAAGCUGACCGAGAUUCGUGAUCGAGUCUGGCAAAUCCAAGGAUGCUCAGCGCUCACUAAUGAAGGUGUCUCCGAAGGAAUCAAAUGGGUCGCCGAAACAAUCAAAUCUAAAUAA